This is a messenger RNA of Ostertagia ostertagi, 390 nucleotides long. Lineage: Eukaryota; Metazoa; Nematoda; Chromadorea; Rhabditida; Trichostrongylidae. The record is from the annotation of a GenBank genome assembly.
AUGGCGAUCCUGGCGCUCACCACAUCCCUUGAAGAUAUGCGAGAACGGAUAUGUAGAAUUGUGAUUGGCUCCGACAUAAAUGGGAAGGCAGUCACAGCGGAUGACCUGGGCGUUACAGAUGCCCUGACGGUGCUCAUGAGAGACACUGUGCGUCCAAAUCUGAUGCAAACGCUCGAAGGGACCCCUGUGUUCGUGCAUGCCGGACCAUUUGCCAACAUUGCCCAUGGACAAAGCAGUAUUCUUGCAGAUAAACGGAUGCUGCCGGCUACCACCGGUGGACCACCGCCGUGCAUUUUCAAGGCUCGAACGGUAGCCACCAAGACCACCGCUGAUGGCUGCAGCCCAGAGUAUCUGAAAUCAAGUUGUACGGCAAUGCCCAUCAAUUGCUGA